This is a messenger RNA of Vigna radiata var. radiata (mung bean), 1138 nucleotides long. RefSeq lists its product as uncharacterized. The transcript has a single exon. The record is from RefSeq and is a predicted model, not a curated record. NCBI's taxonomy places the organism in Eukaryota, Viridiplantae, Streptophyta, Magnoliopsida, Fabales, Fabaceae. Bases 17 to 1108 code for a protein of 363 amino acids.
GGAGGGUCGAAGGGAGAUGUUUCCAAUGUGGGGUCCUUUCGCUCCAAGUGACGAGGGUGAUGAAUCAAAAGAAGAGGUUGGCGAGGAGACGAAACCCAUGGAGCUAUCGGCGUGUUCUGCGGAGGGGUUGACGCCGCUGAAAACGAUGAAGUUGAUAGGGUUGAUCAGGGAAAAACGAGUGGUGGUCCUCAUUGAUAGUGGGGCCAACCAUAACUUCAUUAGCCGGAGGGUGGUUGAGGAGUUGAAACUGCCGGUGGUGGAUAUGCCAUCGUAUACUGUGAGUCUCGGUGACGACCAUAAGAAGGUGACGAGGGGGAGAUGCGAAACAGUUCGAAUAAGCUUGGGAGAUACCACGGUAGAGGAGGAGCUAUACGUGCUUGAACUGGGGGGUGUGGACGUCGUCUUGGGAAUUGCCUGGUUGGCUAAACUGGGUGAAGUGGUGAUUAACUGGAGGGAGAUGUCGAUGCGGUUUGGAGUGGCGAACGAGAAGAUCACGAUUCGGGGGGACCCGGCUUUAUCAAGACAGCUGGUGGAACCUAGGGAGUUAUGGAAGAUAGUGGAUGGUGACUCAUGGGCACUUGUUUGGGAGUUAGGUGUAGUGGAGCAGGAAACAAGGGGUGAGGUGGCACAUGAUUUGACAGAAGUGCAGGUAGUGGAAUUACGAGCUGUCCUGCAAGCCCAUGGAUGCGUGUUCCAGGAAAGAGAAGGGCUGCCACCUCGUCGCAAUUUAGAGCAUAGGAUUGUGCUUAAAGAGGGAACAAAUCCUAUAAAUGUCCGGCUAUAUAGAUAUCCAUAUCUCAUGAAAGAGGAGAUUGAAAAGCAAGUUGCAGACAUGUUAAAAGCUGGUAUUAUAAGGCCCAGUCAGAGUCCUUACUCAAGUCUUGUAAUUUUGGUGAAGAAGAAGGACGAAAGCUGGAGGUUCUGCGUUGAUUAUCGGGCCCUGAACAAAGCUACUGUUCCGGAUAAAUUCCCGAUACCGGUUAUUGAAGAGUUGCUGGAUGAACUCAAGGGAGCAAGAUAUUUCUCCAAGUUGGACCUGAAGGCCGGCUAUCAUCAGAUUAGGAUGGGGGCAGCAGAUAUUUCGAAGACGGCCUUCCGAACCCACUAAGGCCACUUUGAGUUUUUGGUGAUGCCCUUU